AUGACGCCAGAGGAGGAGGCGAGGGAGCUGGAGGAGUUCCCUGUGGACUGGCUGCCGCCAGGGGAACUGCAGCGGUGGAGUGAGGUGGCUGACUUCUACGACGGCGCCUCCAUCCUCCUCACAGGCGCCACCGGAUUCAUUGGCACUCUGAUACUCGAGAAGCUGCUGCGCUCCUGCCCCGGCGUCUCCACGGUCUACGUGCUCAUCAGGGACAAGAAGGGCGUGCCGCUGCGGGAACGACUACAUUCUCAUCUGGAGAAACCGAUCUUCAGCAAUGCUCGCCAGGCAUGCCCUGACUACCUACGUAAGGUGGUACCCAUAGCGGGAGACUGCACUCAGCCGGGACUGGGGAUCAGCCCUGCAGAUGCUACUAUGCUCACCAGCAAGGUGUCUGUCGUCUUCCACGCGGCUGCCGCUGUGCGGUUCGAUGCGGACCUCCGGACCGCCACCCUCACUAACGUGGCAUCCACCUGCGAGGUCAUCGCACUUGUCAAGCGCAUGACCAACCUCAAGGCUUUUGUCUACAUGUCAACGGCAUAUUCGAAUGCCCCAAGGGAUGAAAUUGAUGAGGAGUUCUAUCCCCCAGCACUGAAUGCUGAAGAGCUACUGAAGCUGCUCAACAUCAUGGGCGACGAGCAACUGGCGCAGUUACUGCCUCUGAUAUUGGGUGACUGGCCCAACACUUAUACCUUCACAAAAGCAGUCGCUGAGGAUGUAAUAUGCACUCACGCUGCUGGACUACCCGCCUCAGUUAUCAGGCCUUCCAUUGUGAUGGCUACAAACAAGGAGCCAGUGGCAUUCUGGCUGGGGAACAUGUAUGGACCCAGCGCGAUUGUGGCCGGGGGUGCUCUGGGAAUUCUGCACUCCGUGAUAACGGACGAAGGCGCAAUGGCGGAUGCUGUGCCAGCUGAUAUGGUCGCCAACGCAACCAUCGCCUGCGCGUGGGACACCUGCUCAAAUAAUAAAUAUAUGUACGGCAAAGCCCAACAUUUGCUUCCUUACAGAAAGUUUGCUGCUUUCAACAGCGCCGACCACAUUCAAACUCUAGCCAACAUGGGCCGCUUGCCAGUCAAAAUAUGUUACGACUGCGGCAACAGACUAUGGAAUGUGUACUCGCGUGUUCAUGGAGUCAUGCAAGCUCUGGAGAAAUUCACCACUAGAGAGUGGACUUUCAAAGACGACAACAUGGUGGGCAUGCUGGGCCGUCUGGGAGAAGCCGACCGCAAGCUCUUUCCCUGUGACAUAGUAGACGUUGACUUAGAGUGGCAUCAUAAAAACUGUGUGCGUGGAUUGCGCCUUUACAUCUUGAAUGAGAGCUUCGACAACUUGGAAGCAGCCAAGAAGAAAUAUUUUUGGUUGACAGUUCUGCACUACACAGUAGUUACCAUAAUGAGUUCGCUGCUGCUACUGAUGCUGUGGCGGAUUCUCGGUGCUCAGAUAGGACUGAGACACCCACACUGGUGUACGACUGCACAAGCAAACCCUUGA
Molecule: messenger RNA, 1488 nt
Organism: Schistocerca serialis cubense
Lineage: Eukaryota; Metazoa; Arthropoda; Insecta; Orthoptera; Acrididae
Product: putative fatty acyl-CoA reductase CG5065
Exons: 8
Coding region: 1-1488 (495 amino acids)
Biological process (GO): long-chain fatty-acyl-CoA metabolic process
Cellular component (GO): peroxisome
Molecular function (GO): alcohol-forming very long-chain fatty acyl-CoA reductase (NADP+) activity
Source: RefSeq, a predicted model, not a curated record